GCUGAGAUAGUUUCUAUUGAAAACUUUCGAGAAUGGUGCUACCUAUGCUGCCCAACAUGCCACAAAAAAUUAAAACAAGAGGAUGACAGGUUUAGAUGUCUUACGUGCAACAUGAGCCUUGCAGACGGAGUGUAUCGUUACAAGGUCAGCGUGUGUAUAAUGGACAACACUGGGCAUGGAAAUUUUAUUUUAUGGGACAUGGAGUGCAUUGAGAUUCUGGGGAAAACUUCUGCAAGCCUAAUGGCAGAGGUGGAGAAGAACACAGGGGAUCUGACACGCUUUCCCGAAGAUAUUGAAAGUUUGGUUGACAGAAAGGGAAUAUUUAAAAUACAGCUUAAGAAGCAAAGUGAAGAAAAUGCCUACAAAUGUGGGAUUUCACUAGGAGUUGUUAGUAUGAUUCGAGAUCCUACUGUGCUAGCUAUGUACGAAGGAAAGCAGGAACACUUGGGAAGAAAUGAAAGUAAUGAGACCACACCAGAAAAGGUGGAUUCAAACGCAAACAAUGCAGACAACUCCAACAAUAUAAGAGAAAAGUCUACUGUCACUAAGGGCAAGGGGAAAAGGAUUUCUGCAGAGAAGGAGGUUAUUGCCCCCAUUGACCUCCCAGAUACACCUACGACAUCAACCCAAAGGGAAGUUAAUGUUGAAUUGACUGAGGAGAUCAAAAGAAACCUAAACGAUGAGUUUUCUAGCAAUGGGAAUGGCAAGAAGCUGAAGAUAAAAAUCAAACAGGAACCACUCUAAAUGGGGUUUCAAAGGCGGAAGAUUUUGUAUCAUGUUUUUUGUUAUCAUCUGAUCCAUCAUCCAUCUAUGUUUUUGAUGGAAAACAGUAUCAAAUGGCAGUAUGUAUGCCUUGGCUUUUUGGAAGUGUAGAAAAACACUAUUUGUGGGAACUCUUCAAAUAACCAACACUAAGACUAUUUAUGUGAUGUAUGUUAUAUUUUGCCCUAUCCUCUAUGGAUUAUUUAGGGAUUUACAAGUAUAGAGGAACUCUGUA
Messenger RNA from Cuscuta europaea, 997 nucleotides. NCBI's taxonomy places the organism in Eukaryota, Viridiplantae, Streptophyta, Magnoliopsida, Solanales, Convolvulaceae. The record is from the annotation of a GenBank genome assembly.